Molecule: messenger RNA, 1443 nt
Organism: Gavia stellata (red-throated loon)
Lineage: Eukaryota; Metazoa; Chordata; Aves; Gaviiformes; Gaviidae
Gene: CCNG1
Product: cyclin G1
Exons: 7
Coding region: 128-1015 (295 amino acids)
Biological process (GO): mitotic cell cycle phase transition; regulation of cyclin-dependent protein serine/threonine kinase activity
Cellular component (GO): cyclin-dependent protein kinase holoenzyme complex; nucleus; cytoplasm
Molecular function (GO): cyclin-dependent protein serine/threonine kinase regulator activity
Source: RefSeq, a predicted model, not a curated record
GUCGCGGGUGCCCGAGGAACCGGGCAGCGCUUUAGAGUGACCCCUCGGCGCUGCUGCGCUGUCGCUGCGGGUCACGCCGGCUCGGGGCUCUCCCUACGCGAAAAGGGAGCGGGGCUACAGGGACAAGAUGAUUGAAACACUUGUAACUACUGAAGCCCAGGAACUGCUGUAUCAGCUCACAGCCCUGUUGGAACAGGAGUUAAGAUGUCAGCCAAAGGCCUCUGGCCUGAGGCUGAUUGAAUCUGCUCAUGAUAAUGGCCUCCGAAUGACUGCAAGGCUGCGAGACUUUGAAGUGAAAGAUCUUCUCAGCUUAACUCAAUUCUUUGGCUUCCAUACAGAGACAUUUUCACUAGCUGUGAAUUUCUUAGAUAGAUUCUUGUCAAAAAUGAAGGUACAGCCUAAACACUUGGGCUGCGUUGGACUUGGCUGCUUCUACUUGGCUGUGAAGGCAUCAGAAGAAGAGCGAAAUGUUCCCUUAGCCACUGACUUAAUUCGAAUAAGCCAGUAUAGGUUCACUGUUUCUGAUAUGAUGAGAAUGGAGAAAAUCAUAUUGGAGAAGCUGUCUUCGAAAGUUAAAGCUACAACAGCCUUCCAGUUUCUACAACUGUAUCAUUCACUCAUUCAUGAGAAUUUAAGCUGUGAAAGGAGAAAAUACCUUAAUUUUGAGAGACUUGAGACCCAGCUUAAGGCAUGUCACUGCAGAAUCAUGUUUUCUAAAGCCAAGCCUUCUGUCUUGGCACUGUCUAUUAUGGCACUAGAAAUAGAAGAACAAAAAUUAAUGGAGUUGACAGAGGCAUUGGAAUUUCUGCAGUUGCAUUCCAAGAUAAACAACAGAGAUUUGACCUUCUGGAAGGAACUGGUAUUGAAGUGCCUUACAGAAUAUUCCUCGAGCAAGUGUUCCAAACCAAAUGUCCAGAAAUUAAAAUGGAUUGUGUCUGGACGUACAGCACGGCAGCUUAAACAUAGCUACUACAGAAUAACACACCUUCCUACAAUUCCAGAGACCAGCUCAUAAUAGGAGUACAAUAAAAUGAAGAGAGAACCAUCCUGUGACCUUGUCAACAGACACGUGAAUAUUUGAGAAACAAAGUCUGAAACAUGAUCUUAAUGAAGAACUCAGCUCAUGGAAAGGAUACGUAAUAUUUCAGACUGAAGAUCCUUCCAGCAAUUAUGUUCUUUCCAUGAUGAUUACAACAAUAUUCGGUGUCAGUUUUCAGUCUUAUUUGUUAGACUGUUUACUGUUCAGUGAAAUACCACAAUACCAAUAGAAGGAAUUUUAACACCCUAUAGUUUGUAGAGCAGCUUGUGUAGUCUAACCUUGGUUUAUUAUAACUGCAGGUGCUGAAUUAUAUAUUUAAUUUUAAAAAUCUGGUUCACUUUCCAAAGAUUAUGUGAAACUACGAAAACAUCAUGUGCAGCAGAGAACAGUGCUGCAGUGUCUCC